GGACAAAUCGGAUAUUUUCAAAUCCCUGUUCCUCUUCGUUUUUCCUCGCGCAGAACACGGAAAAAAUCUUUCUUGCACUGUGAGGCGAGAGAGAGAGAGAGAGAGAGGUGGGCUAAAGUUGUUGUUUUGAGGUUUUCUUGUGAAAACCCAGAAGCUGAAAUGGCCAAGCGCGAGCUUUCUAGCACUCUGAAGAACUUGAAGUUCAUGCAAAGGGCAGCUGCGAGAGAGGAAAAUACCAAGAAAGAGGAAGAGGUCAAGCCUGAUGGGAAUUUGACUUCCCCUAUUACAGUUAAUAGAAAGUGUGUGGUCAUAGUGGAAGGUGAUCCCCAUCCUGGAGCAAUUAAAGGUCGCAUGUCGUUUCAGAGUUUUAAUCCUUCUAUUGAUAAACUGAGUGAAGCAACAGCAAACCCAGAGUCUGCCACUUCUUCUAGCAGUCAAGGUGGAGGAAUAUCUUUUAGAGAAGGUGGAUCCCCAAUGGAUGAAGCAGGGUGUUCAAACGUGGAUAAAUCGAAUCGUGAGGCUAAUGGAGAUCUUAAAAGAAAACAGUCUGAAGUAGUGUCUGAAACACAAUAUCCCAAUAAAUCACCAAAAGAUGUUCAAAGUAAUGAACAAUCAGCACCAAAUAAUAGUAAAGGCUCCUUCAGGAAACCCAAGGGUCAAAAGCUGGACUGGAGUGUUCUUAGACCGUCAAAGAGUCAACACAAAAGGGCGUGAGCAUAUUAAAUGUUCACAUUCACAAUUGUGCCAAUUUCUUUUUUUAUUUGCUUCUGUCCUAAAAUUUGAAUUUGUAAUCUCCUGUCUUAUGUUUUUAUACUAGUUUUAUUAACCAGUCAUUAAUUUUAGAAGGUUGAAUUUAGUUCGUUUGCCAUUUGGAAUUUUGUGGGUAAUCUUUAUGGAAUUAUGUAAAACUUCCACCUAUUCUACAGUCAAAUUCAGAUACAUGAAUUUUACUAGUUUUUGCUUC
Molecule: messenger RNA, 964 nt
Organism: Corylus avellana
Lineage: Eukaryota; Viridiplantae; Streptophyta; Magnoliopsida; Fagales; Betulaceae
Product: scarecrow-like transcription factor 11 (SCL11)
Biological process (GO): maturation of 5.8S rRNA
Source: RefSeq, a predicted model, not a curated record